AUGCUGCGAAAGGCGGCUCUCUUCACCACGGCAUUCAUACUCACAUUUGUCGGAUAUCAAAGCUUACGUUCGGAAUCUCUAGAAGAGUCGCAAGAUUUCCACUUCGUGCUUGAAGAUGUAGAUCCUUCGGCCCGUGCAACGUUAGCACGAGAGCUGCCCUUGAGAGCGUCCGGAAGACACAUAGUGGAUGCGAAGGGCGCACGGGUGAAACUCGCAUCAAUCAAUUGGUAUGGAGCGAGCGACGUUGACUUUGUGGCGGGUGGACUUGACGUUCGCCAUCGGGACGAUAUAGCCAUCACGAUCAGAGAGAUGGGCUUCAACUCCGUACGAUUUCCCUAUUCGGAUCAAAUGGUUUUGGAAAAUCCAAUCAUUGAUCCGGAGUUCAUCUCGGCAAAUCUUGACCUGCUCGAUGGCUACGAUAUUCCACACGACUCCGACCGCAAGAACAACAUCGAAGGCCCAAGAGCCUUGGACGUCUUCACCGCCUGUGUCAAAGCCAUGACGGAUGCCGGUCUCAUGGUCAUCGUCAACGAUCACAUCACGAACGCGGCAUGGUGCGACGGUUUCAAUCUCUGCGAUAGCUCGUGGAAGAAUGACCACCUACUUGGAUUCUGUAAGAUAAGACAGACGACGGAAAGCUGGAUCGAGAAUUGGAAGACCAUCAUGAAGCCUUUCGUCGACAAUCCCCUUGUUGUCGGUGCAGACCUGCGAAACGAGCCACGAGGUAUCUGGGGUACAUUCCCAUGGGAGAACUGGGCAGCAGCAGCAGAGAAGGCUAGCGAAGCAUUGUUGAAGAUGCAGCCGGACUGGCUGAUGUUCGUGGAGGGCACAUCUUCUGCCAACGACUGCUCCGGUGUGAAACGCCGACCCGUCAGGCUAUCAAUACCCGGCCGUGUCGUCUACUCGAGCCACGUCUACUCGUGGUCCGGCUGGGGCACGCUGCCGUCCGUACCUUACAAGGAACGGCCGUACCCGUCGUUCAGGGCAGAUAUGGUACGAAAAUGGGGCUUUCUGCUCGACAGAGACGAAGCUCCUGUCUGGGUCGGCGAGUUUGGGAAUCCAGGUCAUGCUGGUAAAGGUGAUCAUCACUAUUGGAAUGGUUUGAUGCGGUAUCUGAGCGAAACGGAUGCCGACUGGGGAUAUUGGGCGCUGAAUCCCAGGAAACCGGGUACAUUUGAUGAAGAGACAUACGGUCUGCUGCAGGAUGACUGGACGACACCGAAAGACGACUAUCGAAUGCGAGACCUGCAACGACUGAUGAUGCCUCGAAGUUGA
Zymoseptoria tritici IPO323 is the source of this 1275-nucleotide messenger RNA. It is a transcript of the gene EXG5, whose product is annotated as Exo-beta-1,3-glucanase. The transcript has 2 exons. Gene Ontology annotation, molecular function: hydrolase activity, hydrolyzing O-glycosyl compounds. Bases 1 to 1275 code for a protein of 424 amino acids. The record is from RefSeq and is a predicted model, not a curated record. NCBI's taxonomy places the organism in Eukaryota, Fungi, Ascomycota, Dothideomycetes, Mycosphaerellales, Mycosphaerellaceae.